This is a messenger RNA of Exaiptasia diaphana, 393 nucleotides long. Its product is annotated as lipoxygenase homology domain-containing protein 1. Gene Ontology annotation, molecular function: protein binding. The record is from RefSeq and is a predicted model, not a curated record. Lineage: Eukaryota; Metazoa; Cnidaria; Anthozoa; Actiniaria; Aiptasiidae. The transcript is spliced from 3 exons. The annotation marks the transcript as partial.
GUAUUCCUUACGAGAUAGCUGUGUAUACUGGUAACGUGUUUGGUGCGGGUACCGAUGCUAAGGUGUUUAUCACGCUGUAUGGCGAGAAAGGCAUAUCACCWGAAAAAGAAUUGGAUACAAAAAACAGCAACGACUUUGAACGAGACCAUACGGAUAUCUAUCUGUUAGAUUUCCCUUUUGAAGGAACGCUGAAGAAGAUCAAAAUACGUCAUGACAAUUCCUGGUUUGGAUCUGGCUGGUUCCUGGAAAAGGUUGUCAUCAAGGACCCACGAGGAUGUAUGUACACUUUCCCUUGUCAUAAAUGGCUGGCCGCGAAUUAUGGUGACAAAAAAGUUGCUCGUUUUAUUGAAACAAGAUCAGUUUGCGAGCAAGAUAUCAAGAAGAAAACGAAAG